CACUCCUCCAAUCAGAGAGCGGCUUACUGCCUCCGGACCAAUCAGAGCAGCGCGUGUUAAUGCGUUCGGAGCGCGAGGGCAAAGAGGACGGAAGUGGAGCAAAAGAGCAAACGACUGUGGAGGGUUCUGCAGGUCGGGGUUAAGAACACAGUCAGGAGGGAAGUGUGAUACUCAUCAGUGCAGCGCUGAAAGGAGAGGAAUUGUGUCGGAUCUGAGCGUUCCUCUGGAACGUGACUUUGCUGCGCUGUUGCAAUGCUGUACAGUGUUUUGGGGAAAACGCUUGGCUUUGUCGGCUUCACCAUCCAGUACGGCUGUUUAGCACACUGCGCAUUCGAGUACAUAGGAGAGUUUGUUAUGUGUUCUGGACCAUCUAUGGAGCCGACCAUCACUAACCAUGACGUGGUUUUCUCCGAGCGCAUCAGCAGACACCUGUACAGGAUAGAGAAAGGCGAUAUCGUCAUAGCUAAAAGUCCUUUUAAUCCGAGGAUGAACAUCUGUAAGAGAGUGGUGGGCCUGGAGGGGGAUAAGGUGUGCACCAGCGGACCCUCGGACAGCUUUAAGACACACACUUUCGUGCCACGAGGUCACGUGUGGUUGGAGGGUGAUAACCUUCAUAACUCCUCAGACUCCCGUAGCUACGGCCCGAUCCCAUAUGCUCUGAUCAGAGGACGAGUCUGUUUAAAGCUGUGGCCUUCACACAGUUUCGGCGCUCUGAGUCAAAGCCCCAACGAUGGAAGAAUUAUACCCAGCAAAUGACCACCACCACAGAAGAGACAUUUUUGUAGCUUUUUAAGAAUAAAUGCAUAUUUAUGAUGUCAG
This is a messenger RNA of Colossoma macropomum (tambaqui), 819 nucleotides long. It is a transcript of the gene immp1l, whose product is annotated as inner mitochondrial membrane peptidase subunit 1. The transcript has 7 exons. The record is from RefSeq and is a predicted model, not a curated record. Bases 253 to 756 code for a protein of 167 amino acids. Lineage: Eukaryota; Metazoa; Chordata; Actinopteri; Characiformes; Serrasalmidae. Gene Ontology annotation, cellular component: mitochondrial inner membrane peptidase complex; membrane. Gene Ontology annotation, molecular function: serine-type endopeptidase activity.